GUAUUGGAGACUUCGGGUGAGGGUAUAGCCCAAGGAGAACUGGCCCCUUCUCUUGUUGUUGAUUGUAGCGUUCAGCAUUUGGUAAAUGAUGCAGAGACAGUAAAUGCAAAUGAAGAGUCUGCUGCUCCAGAAACCAUGGUUCCAACGGAUGUAGAGAAUGUAAAUGGAAAUCAGUAUGAAGGUAUAAUAAAUGAUGUAGCUGCUCAAGCUAUUGUUCAUGCUAAUGUUAAUGUAGCAAAAAAAGAGGCUGCAAUUUUAGCAACAAUGUUACAGGAGUCUUACAAGGAUCCUAUUUCUUCUUCUCCAAACCACAGGGGUUCUUUAAUUCUUGAUGCUAGAAGGGUCUCUUUCAAUUUGAAUAAUUUGAAUCAUUAG
Messenger RNA from Ilex paraguariensis (yerba mate), 375 nucleotides. Lineage: Eukaryota; Viridiplantae; Streptophyta; Magnoliopsida; Aquifoliales; Aquifoliaceae. The record is from the annotation of a GenBank genome assembly.